AUGGCUAACGGGUGGAGCAUCUUCAUCGGCCUGUUCAUCAUCGCCGCCAUGUGCGUGGGCGCCUGGUUCCUGUCUCCCAAGGGCGAAAACCAAGUGCUCUGGCGAUCAUCCCUCAUCCUCGCAUUCGUCUGCUGCUACCUGAUGUGGGCACUCACGUUCCUGGCCCAACUACACCCCUUGAUCGAGCCGAAGCGAUCCGACCUGAGAGAGAAGUUUGUGCACGAGUAA
Messenger RNA from Diaporthe citri, 228 nucleotides. RefSeq lists its product as uncharacterized. The record is from RefSeq and is a predicted model, not a curated record. The transcript has 3 exons. Gene Ontology annotation, cellular component: vacuolar proton-transporting V-type ATPase, V0 domain. Gene Ontology annotation, biological process: vacuolar acidification; proton transmembrane transport. Gene Ontology annotation, molecular function: proton-transporting ATPase activity, rotational mechanism. Lineage: Eukaryota; Fungi; Ascomycota; Sordariomycetes; Diaporthales; Diaporthaceae. Bases 1 to 228 code for a protein of 75 amino acids.